AACGCCAGCGAACAUGGCGUGAAUGAGCCAAGCUUUAUUUGCUAGAAGUAGGAACAGAAAGGGUUUUAAAUCAGAUCCCAAAACUGGAUGUUCAAGAACCAAAUGAAGGGCAGAUUUUCAAUCCCGGGAUCAUUCUGAUUCCAAAAAGCCACCACCCCACUUCAAACGUACCCGAUUGGUACAUUACAAUUACAUUACAAUGAUAACAAUAUAACUUAUAGAGAGAGAAGAAUCAAAAUCUAUCAGACCCAGACUGGUGGAGUGUGGCUGUGAUACACGUCGAAAAACACAAACGCAUUGAAGCUAACACAAAGUUCAACGGCGAUUAUAUUUGCAGCAGUAUCGACUUCAUCCACGGCAUUGUCAUCAUCGUCAGAUCAGUAUCAUCUUCAUCGCCGUCGCCCUCGUCGUCUCCAUCGCCCUCGUCGACAUUAUCACCAUUUCCAAAGAAACAAUAAUUAGUGUUACAGUUAAACAGCGGACAAAAUGAUCGACGUCGAUUCUCUCCUGAUGAGUUUGAAACCAAAAGGUUUCUUCCAGGUCACCCAAUAUCUGGUCACUGACGUUUCCAUGAUUCCUUUUGCUAUUGCAUUGCUGAAGAUUGUAUUUAUCGGUUCAAUCCCCACUUCCAGAUGUGCUAAUUUGAACAGAUCUCAAUUGUACGACUACGGCUACGAGAACAACUAUACACACGACGUAGUGUACGAAAAAUGUCGUAUAAGAAUAAUCAGUCGGAACAGUAAGAGUUCGAACCGCACGUUAGCAUGUAUUAACGGAUAUACUUACGAUGAAGGAAAACAUCAAUCUUUUGUGUCGGAGUGGGACCUCGUAUGCGACAAAUCCGCACUAUCUGAGCUCACUCAAACAUUUUACUCAGUUGGUGGCUUGGUUGGAGCGCUGACUCUGCCUCACUUUUCUGAUACAAAAGGAAGGAAGCCAGUAUUAGUCAUCAACAAUAUAUUACUUCUUAUCUUGUCGAUGUCUUCGAGCUUUUCUCCGAAUUACUAUGUCUUCGUAGUUUUUCGUGUGCUGGAAGGAAUCUGUGUGCAGGGCCUUGCUGUAGCAACUUACGCUCUUAUGUUGGAGCUUUUUCCAGUUUCGAGUCGUACGCUGAUGAGUGGUUUGACUGGUGUCACCUGGGCCAUGUGCGUCUUGCCCAUUGCGCCAGUUGCUUAUCUGUUUCGUAACUACAGUUGGAGAAUCCUUAAUGUCGUCUAUUCCAGCUGCCACUUCAUGGCAUUCUUCCAGUUGUGGUACCUUGAAGAAUCUUUGCGCUGGUUGGUCACCAAUGGAGAUGUUGAAAGAUCCAAGAAGGUAAUCAAACGAGCUGCCAAAGAAAAUGGCGUUGAUUUCGACCUGGUUUGGGAAAAGUUGGAAACUAUUUUGAUUCCGUUAGCCACAAUCAAGAACAAAAACAGUAGAAGAUCCAGAGAAAAACUGAAACACCAACAAGAAGUCAGAGAAGAAGGAUUCCUCACAAUAUUUACGAAUUCAUUGGCGCGCAAAAUGACGCUUGUUCUGCUCGUAAUCUCGUUCAUGAACGCUGUGACCUACACUGCCGUAUAUAUGAUAUCUCCCAGUUUGGCAGGUAAUCGAUUUUUGAACUUUUUCUUGUUUUCCCUAACAGAAAUUUGUGCCAAUAUAACCAUGGCCAUGACAAUUUACAGAGUGACAAGAAGAGUUGCGAUAGCUUUUUUCCUAGGAACCGCUGGUUUCGCCUUAUUUUUAGCUGUAGCUGUAUUGUAUUUUGGAGAUGGGUCGAGUGUCUAUUCAAUCUUGAACAUCAUAUUCAGUCUGAUGGGAAUGUUUGGUAUCAGUGGUUCAUUUUGUCUUAUGUGGAUAUAUACAACAGAAGUCUACCCAACUAACCUGAGGAAUAUCGGACUUGGUUUCUUAACAUUAUCGGCAAAUUUUGGAACUAUGCUGUCGCCCUAUUCUCGCAUUCUUAUGGGUAUCAUGCCAUGGGUACCUGAAACGGUGUGUAGCAUUGGUUGUACUCUGAGCGUUUUUCUCUUGUACUUCAUGCCGGAAACUAAAAGAAUGCAAAUGCCAUCAUCAAUGUCGGAUAUAAAAAAACAAAUGAAUUUACAGAAACUCCUCAAAUUGGGAGCCUUGGGAAAAGAAACCGGUUCAAGUGACCAAGAAGGGACUACUUCUUCAGAAUUGACGAAGACAGACACAUAACUCAACUAUGGAAUACAUUAUUGUUAUUAUUAAUAUUAUUACUA
This is a messenger RNA of Octopus sinensis (East Asian common octopus), 2228 nucleotides long. RefSeq names its product solute carrier family 22 member 8-like. The record is from RefSeq and is a predicted model, not a curated record. The transcript is spliced from 12 exons. Gene Ontology annotation, cellular component: membrane. Gene Ontology annotation, biological process: transmembrane transport. The coding region runs from base 487 to 2184 and encodes 565 amino acids. Lineage: Eukaryota; Metazoa; Mollusca; Cephalopoda; Octopoda; Octopodidae. Gene Ontology annotation, molecular function: transmembrane transporter activity.